AUGUCUUUUUGUAAAUUUCCUUUCACGGCUGACAAGACUGUGAAGAACAGGGCACUGAUAGUGUCUGUGGAGAACUUCUAUUCAGAUGCAGAUCUGAAGAAGAGGAACGGGGUGAAGAGAGACACUAGAAGACUUCACAAAAUCCUCAGCAAGCUCGGCUUCUCUGUGGACAUCAGAAUGGACUUUGAAGCACAUGAGAUUUAUGAAGCAUUUAAAGCAGAGAGUGAGAAGACGGUCAAAGACUGUUUUGUGGGCAUCAUAUCCAGUCACGGUGAGGAGGGAGUUGUGUUUGGUGCUGAUGGACGUGCUGUGAAACUAGCAGAGAUCUACAGCUACUUUGGAGUCCCGUCAAUGGCAGACAAGAGCAAACUCUUCCUCAUUCAGGCUUGUCGAGGGCAUGGUUUGGAUGGAGGUGUGGAGGUGGAGGCAGAUUCUUCAUUCUCAGAGGAAGAGGACGGCAUGUUUGAGCUCUUUUCCAUCCCUAUUGACACAGCAGUCAUGUACGCCACAUCUCCAGGGUACGGUGCAUUCAUGCAUCCUCUAGGCUCGCCGUUGAUUCAAACUCUCUGUGAUUUGCUAGAAAAGAAAGGAGGUCCAGAUCUGGAGAUCACGAGACUUCUGACACAACUGAAUUAUCAGGUGGCCUACAACUUUGAAUCCAGAGGGAAACUGCUGGGAGGCAAAAAGCAGAUGCCAUGUUUUGUGACCCGCUUCACCAGAGAGGUUUUCCCAUUCAUGGACAGUCAGAUGGCAGAAGCAGAAGAUUUGAGCUUGACCUUUGCAGCAACGCAGCUUAUCAAUGAACCCAGAAGGUCACGGAAGAACUCCAUCAGCUGAAGAUCACAGAACAGAGACUGACGGCAAAGAACAUGUAGACAAACUGAUUCAUGUUAGAUAUCGUAUCAUCUCAUUUGAUAAGAUAACAUAUAAUCACAUAAAGUUGCAUUGGUAAUAGGAAGUAAGAUGCUGGUGAACGUGCAGGAUGUGACUUGUUUUAUAAUGCUGUGUCUGCUACUACCUCUAUUAUAUUUUCCUAAAG
Molecule: messenger RNA, 1039 nt
Organism: Carassius carassius (crucian carp)
Lineage: Eukaryota; Metazoa; Chordata; Actinopteri; Cypriniformes; Cyprinidae
Product: caspase-7-like
Exons: 4
Coding region: 1-837 (278 amino acids)
Biological process (GO): proteolysis
Molecular function (GO): cysteine-type endopeptidase activity
Source: RefSeq, a predicted model, not a curated record